GGGGCGGGGCCGGGCUUGCGUUGCGCCGUUGACGUGACGUGGCGUGACGUGCGUAGCGUGAGGGAAAGGAACGGGGGACCUUUGAGAGUUGGUGUUUUUCCUGUCUUUCCGGCUUAGCGUGUACCUCCAAAUUGCUGAUUCUUUCUCGUUGCCUACCGCUUGCCUAAUGGCGUUUAGCAAGGGUUUUUCGAAAGGAGUCAUGCUUCUUUUCGGUCGUCUUACUAUUUGACGUGAGGAGAUGGGAAGGGUGGACAGUUUGGGAGAACUGUUGAAGGCGUUCGAUUCCAUUAGAGUUGUGUGGCUUACCCAGGAACAGGAGUACAGAUGGAUUUUCACGAAUACUGCCUGUUACUGCAAGUUAUUUAGUAGAAUUGGCUGAGCUCCACAAGGCCGGUGUUAUUCUGGCUGGAUCUGGUCAUGGCAAGGAAGGUACAUUGGCUCAAGAGUGGGGUGGAUUUUCAGAACAGUCUAAUUCGAACCCACGUCUAUAGUCCAUCCAUGACAUACAGUUGAUUCAAAGUUCAAGGCACAAUGCGAAGUAGAAGAGUGGGUAAAGCAAGAUCCUCAAAGACAAAAAGAAACGUACUUCAAAAAGAGGUAGUCUGUUAAGGUAAUAGAUGUAGAGAGUUAAACCACUGACAAAGGACUUUUAUGAGAAAAUCAAAAGUAGUUUUACGGGACAGAUGGUAUUUGAGUUGGACCUUGAACUUAGGUUGUAGAGUGGGGGUGGGAGGAAGAUAGCGCUUAAAUACGAAUAACAUGGAAAAAUGUAAAGGGGUGGAGAGUGCAGAUAUCAGAGGAGUGGAAAAAGUAUCUUGAAGACAUUUUAAAAAAAUGUCAGGUUAAGGAGUUUCAACUCUGUAUGGUAGGCCUUUUGUAGUCAUUGUUUUGUGUUGUUUUUUAAAUAGGGUGGUUCCUCCACCUAAGCUGUUAGAAUUGUAUCUUGUGACCUUUCUUUUCUUCUCUGGGAUUUUCCCCCAUCAAUUAGUUCCUGUUCGUUUUAAAUUGCUCCCUCUACUGAUUACUUGCCUAAAGUCGACAUUACUUCCAUUUUAAAACAGGCACACAAACUCUUGAGCCUAUGUGCACCUCUGCACUACCCUAUCACGCUUUCCCUCUAUAACAAGGCUCCUUUAAACAGGAACAUAAACCUAUUUUCCUAAGUCCUAUUGACUUUUCAACCUAUGGUAGCCAGAUCACUACUGCUCUAAUGCACUGACAAAGGGUCACCAGUAAUGUUGCCAAAUCUAAGUGAGGACUUCUAAGUCCUUCUCUUAACCUUCUUUUUUUUUUAACUUUUAAUUAUAUCGACUGCUCCGUGAAACUCUCGUCUUCAUUGGCUUUAUUGACACACUCUGUCCAGAGUUCUCUCCUUUUCCUCUAAUUUUUUUUUUUAAUUUUUUUUUGCCCUGCUUUUCCUGUGCCUUCUUAAGAUUCUUCAAGCGAGGAAGAAUUCAUUUAUUGCUUUUAUUUGUUUUAUAUAUUGAGGACCAAAGUAAGACCUACUUAAUUUUAAGAAGAGAAAGUGAUGCAGUUAUUACAGUAGUAUACUAUGAUUCGUCCAGGCUGAUUUCUUCCCAUUCAUUCCAUUUUCCUGAUUUCUGGAAAUGAUUUUUCUAAAAAUGCAAAUUUUAUACUAGUUCCCUUAAAAAAGGAUUUUAAUCCUGGGGCUUUUCAAAUGCCUAAAGGCAGAAUCCAAACUCCUCUGUGAAGACUUUUCUCCAAUACCUGUCUUCCAACCUGAAUUUAAUUUCCUCUGUAUUUCUGUUAUUUUUUAUGUGUGCUAAAUUAAACACAUGCCCUUAUGUAUGAAUGGGAGGGAAUAAUCUUUAUCUUCCUAUGCCUAGGAAGUUGUAAGGAAUGCAGAAGAAGGUAGAGACAGGAAAAGGAGUUAGAAUACUAGCGUGUUAAUCGUAGCAACAAAGUUAUAUUGAUCAGAAGUAAGGGUUCAGCAAAAAGGUAAUAUAGGUUGGAAAGAAUUUGUCAACUUGCCAUCGCCCAAAGGCAUCAUCUUCAGACUUCUUGAACAUGGAGCCCUCUCCACAAAGAAAUUUGAGUACAUGCCCUGAUAAAUGUGUACUGAUUUAUAAAUUACAUACACGAAGUGAUGAACUAAUAUGUAUUAUGAAACACAAAAAUUAAGCGAUGGGGCAAAACAUUAUAAAAAUAAAUUCUAAUGUUUUCUUCAAAUCUCAGUAGAUGAGUGCACACUCCUCUGGUAGCCACUGACCUAAAGGAUGGAUCCCAAACUUCCUAGCACACACGAUCUUUUGUGAUCUGGCCUUUAGCCACCCCUCCAGCCCAUCCAUAACCAGUUCAAGCCACCUCUGUACUCUUCUUUAACCCUCUCCAGUCUACAAAUUAACUUAUUUUUCAAUGCUUUAUCAACCAGUAAGAUCCUAGUAGUUAUUUUAUAUCUGUGUUUAUGCAUUUGCUCGGAGUGGCCACUGUCUGCGUGGCAAACUCCUGUUGAUACAUCAGCUCUAGCUCCAAUAUUCUGUCUUCUGAAGCCUUCCCCAACAUCCUCACCACCAUUACCAGAAUUGUGAAAGAUGUUGCAAGGACACAGGCGAGGGGCUUUGGCUGAAAAGCAUGAAUCAAAAUGAUUAAAGAUUUCCAACUGAUACCAUACAGCGCUCAAAAUGGAUCAGGGCUGUUAAUCGUGUGGACCCCAGAAGCAAAAAGAUUUGGAUCCCAGGACCAGGUGCUAUACUAUGUUCCAAACAUUUUCAAGAAAGUGACUUUGAGUCAUAUGGCAUAAGAAGAAAGCUGAAAAAAGGAGCUGUGCCUUCUGUUUCUCUAUACAAGGUUCUUCAAGGUGUACACCUUAAAGGUAAAGCAAAACAGAAAAUCCUAAAACAGCCACUUCCUGAUAAUUCUCAAGAGGUUGCUACUGAGGACCACAACUACAGUUUAAAGAGACCUCUGACAAUUGGUGCAGAGAAACUGGCUGAGGUGCAACAGAUGCUACAAGUGUCCAAAAAAAGACUGGUUUCUGUGAAAAACUACAGGAUGAUCAAGAAGAGAAAGGGCUUACGACUAAUUGAUGCACUUGUCGAAGAGAAACUACUUUCUGAAGAAACAGAGUGUCUGCUACGAGCACAGUUUUCAGAUUUUAAGUGGGAAUUGUAUAACUGGAGAGAAACAGCUGAGUACUCCACAGAAAUGAAACAGUUUGCAUGUACACUCUACUUGUGCAGUAGCAAAGUCUAUGAUUAUGUAAGAAAGAUUCUCAAGCUGCCUCAUUCUUCCAUCCUCAGGACAUGGUUAUCCAAAUGCAAACCCAGUCCAGGCUUCAACAGCAACAUUUUUUCUUUUCUUCAGCGAAGAGUAGAGAACGGAGACCAGCUCUACCAGUAUUGUUCACUGAUAAUAAAAGGCGUAUCUCUCAAGCAACAACUUCAGUGGGACCCCAGCAGUCACCAUUUGCAAGGAUUUAUGGACUUUGGCCUCGGCAUACUUGAUGCUGAUGAAACGCCCCUUGCAUCCGAAACUAUUUUGUUAAUGGCCGUGGGUAUUUCUGGUCACUGGAGAACGCCUCUUGGUUAUUUUUUUGUUAACAGGGCAUCUGGAUAUUUGCAGGCUCAGCUGCUUCGUCUUACCAUUGGCAAACUAAGUGACAUAGGGAUCACGGUUUUGGCCGUCACCUCUGAUGCUACAGCUCACAGCGUUCAGAUGGCAAAAGCGUUGGGAAUACAUAUUGACGGAGACAACAUGAAGUGUACAUUUCAGCAUCCCUCAUCUUCUAGUCAACAGAUUGCAUACUUCUUUGAUUCUUGCCACUUGCUCAGAUUAAUAAGAAAUGCAUUUCAGAAUUUUCAAAGCAUUCAGUUUAUUAAUGGCACGGCACAUUGGCAGCACCUUGUGGACUUAGUAGCCCUGGGGGACCAGGAAUUAGCAAGCAUAGAAAGACUCCCAAGAAAACUUGCAAAUUUGAAAAACCACGUGCUGAAGACGAACUGUGCUGCCCAACUGUUCAGUGAGAGUGUGGCCAGCGCGUUGGAGUGCUUGCUAUCGUUAGGCCUGCCUCCUUUUCAAAACUGUAUUGGUACCGUCCAUUUUUUACGCUUAAUUAACAACCUGUUUGACAUUUUUAAUAGUAGGAACUGUUAUGGAAAGGGACUUAAAGGACCUCUACUGCCUGAAACUUAUAGUAAAAUUAAUCGCGUGUUAAUUGAAGCCAAGACAAUCUUUGUUACAUUAUCUGACGCUAGCAAUAAUCAAAUAAUUAAAGGUAAGCGAAAACUAGGAUUCCUGGGAUUUUUGCUUAACGCUGAGAGCCUAAAAUGGCUCUAUCAGAAUUACGUUUUCCCAAAGGUCAUGCCUUUUCCAUAUCUUCUGACUUAUAAAUUCAGUCAAGAUCAUCUGGAAUUAUUUCUCAAGAUGCUUAGACAGGUAUUAGUAACCGGUUCUAACCCUACCUGUAUGGCAUUCCAGAAAGCUUACCAUAAUUUGGAGACCAGAUACAGAUCACAAGACGAGGCCUUUCUAAGUGAAGUAAGCAUCCUUGACAUUUCAAUUGCUCGAAGGACAGACUUGGCCCUUUGGACCGUUCAGCGUCAGUAUGGCGUCAGCGGCAUAAAGACUCUUUUUCACAAAGAGGAUAUUUGCCGAGACUGGUCUAAUUGUUCGCUAAGUGAGGCGUUACUAGAUCUGUCAGAUCACAGGCAAAAACUCAUCUGUUGUGCCAGUUAUGUUGCAAAUAAGUUAUCAGCUCUUUUAACUUGUGAGGAGUGCAUCAGUGCACUGUAUGCAUCAGAUCUCAAGGUUGCUAAAAUUGGGUCACUGUUGUGUGUUAAAAAGAAGAAUGGUUUACAUUUCCCUUCACAAAGUCUUUGUCAAGUCAUAAAUAUUUGUGAGCGAGUUGUAAGAAUCCAUUCAAGAAUGACAGUCUAUGAACUACUUCCUAAACAGAGAGAAUUGUAUCUUCAGCAGAAAAUAUUAUGUGAGCUUUCUGGGCAUAUUUAUCUUUUUGUAGAUUUAGAUGAGCAUCUCUUUGACGGAGAAGUGUGUGCCAUCAAUCACUUUGUAAAGUUACUAAAGGAUAUAAUAAUCUGUUUCUUAAAGAUCAGAGGUAAAGAUGCAGCUCAGUACCCUUUAAAACACCAUUCAGAAAGAAUUGAAAUGAAAACUUUGCCAAGAAUACACUGGUCAUCAUUACAGGAUUACAGAUGUUCAAGUUUUGCUAAUACCAAUAAAUGCAGGCAUUUGUUAAGUAAUGAUGGAUAUCCAUUCAAAUGAGGGACCUAAAAUAUAUUAAAAUUUUCAUGAAAAAUUAUUGGUCAACAUUUAAAGUUCAACCUACCAUAUUUUAUAAAUUGGCCAUUCUGCACAGUUGACAAGUUUGUAAUACUAGGAUUUCUAAUUAUGCGUAUUAUAAAAUCUGCUUGUACUUGGUAUGGUUUGCAACAUUUCAGUUACUUGGAAUGUAGAACGCAGUUAAGUCAGUAGGAACAGACCAGCCAACAGAUGCUGCCUUUGAAUAUACUACUAUAAGACUGAGUAGUGUGACUGGACAUACUUUUUAACUUGUUCAGUCUACUUUAAAACAAGAGAGAAUAACAACAACUAAGAGUCAUUAAAACAUUGACUUCUUUUAUAAAUAGACUACAUUCCCUAAAAGAGCUUUGGUUUACAGCUCUUAAGAAUGUUGACAGGAAAAAAAAAGAAAAAAAAAGGAAUAUAAAACCUUGGAUGUAAUUUUUACUUACAUGUGAAAAUCUAGAUGUGGUUUGAAAAUUAGGCUGAGUUAAAAUAUCAAAUACCACAAAAUCCCUUUGCCAGGGUACCCUAACAUGGAAAUACUUAGGCUUUAUCGGGCAGAAGGUAAGCACCUGUGCCAUGAGAUGGUUCCGUGUGCUGCAGCGAAGUUGGGGAAUGUAGUCUGAGAAGUAAAUAGGGGAUGUCAUUUUCACAAUCCAUUGUCCUUGGACUUCAAAAUACUACUUUUGAAUAAUAGAGUGGAUACUUACUUGACUCCACUGGAAGAGCCCAAUGCUCAUCAGAGAAUGAGGAGAAGCCUUAUUUCAAGCUCUUCUGAAGUGUCCUUGUGUUUUGCAGGGAGGCUGAAAUAUAUUUUCAGUGUUGAAUGAAUAAAGGGACUUCACACCAUCCAAUUAAUAAAUUAGAAAAAGAUGGGCAGUUGAGACCGUGGUUAUGAAAAUAUUUGUCUUAAUUAUAUGAUUAGUUUUUUCAGAAAUUUAGGAGAAGCUUAAAUGAUCUGAAGAUGGAAACAUACCUAAGGACAAUUUUCUCCAUUCUGUCACACCCAGACUUGAAAAGAUGAGUAGAAAAACAUAGGUAUAUGUUGUACUUUCACAUAUGAGGAAUGUUUUAAAUGGAUAAAAGAAGAAACAAGCACAUGAUUCCCCUGUGUGUGUAAAACAUCUACUCUUUGUAUGUGAAUAGUCAUGAAGUAUAAUUAAUAUGAAAACUUAAAAUUGCAAAAGAUUAAUGACUAGACAAAACUUGAGUUUUAUUAACUGAAAUUCUCCUUAAAUUAUAUAUUUUAAUAUAUUUGUUUUGUUCUACCUCAAACAAAGGUUUAAGUUUGGAGAUGUAACCAGAGUUGUACUAAAUUUUAUGUAAGAGCUAUCGCUGAGAAGUCUCAAUAGUGUGGGUUGUAUUUGCAAUAGAAUUUUAGAUACACCAGGAUGAAUCUUAUUUAAAAGAAUCCUACUUGUAAAUCACCACCUUUAACUUAUUGCUUAUAUAAAUCCAAGUUUUGUCCAGAUCUUUACUUAAAACUAGGUUUAUAUCUGUAGGUGUCUCAUGUUCUUUGCUGUUGCAUUUUACUAAUGUACUGGUAUAUUCUGUAGUUUAAUUAGUGUUUUGCACUAUUUCUUUGAGUGCUGGAUAAGUUGGACAAAUAUUGACAACAGGAAUAUUUCCUUUACUGCCUUUUUAAAAAUUUUUUAACGUUUUUAUUCAUUUUUGAGAGACAGAGUGUGAGCAGGGAGGGGCAGAGAGAGGGAGGGAGACACAGAAUCCAAAGUAGGCUCCAGGCUCUGAGCUGUCAGCACAGAGCCCGACGCAGGGCCUGAACCCAUGAACUGUAAGAUUGUGACCUGAGCUGAAGUCCGACCCUUAACUGACUGAACCACCCAGGCACCCCUCCUUCACUGCCUUUAACAGUUAAUUGCUCUUGCCUUAGUGAAAGUAUUUCAAGUCUGAUAUCAAGUUUACUUAACAUGAUAUGCUUUAUGGCGAAUUUUUAAAAUAAAUUAUUCAUAUUUGAUGAGGGUAAUUUACUUUAUAAUUUCCACUUAGCACCUUUGUCCUUUUUUCGUCAGAGAAAAACAUUCUCUUUAGAAAUUUAUCCUUCCUAUGUUUCAACACAUAGAGCAGGAACAACUGGAUAUCCACAUGCAAAAGUAUUAACUCUAAAUAGGUCAAAGACCUAAAUGUAAUAGGUAAAAAUAUAAAACUCUUAGAAGAAAAGAGAGCAAAUCUUUGAGACUUAGAUUAGGCAAUAGUUUCUUAAAUAUGACACCAAAAACAUGAACAACAAAAAAUAAAUUGGACUUCACCAAAAAAACUACAAAAAAACUGUUACUUCGGAGGACACUGUCAAGAGACAACCCACAGAAUGGGAGAAAAUUUUUACUACUCACACAUCUGAUAAAGGACUUGUAUCUAGGAUAUACAAAGAACUCCUAUAACUCAAUAAUGAAGGACAAAUAAACCAGUUUGAAAAAUGGGUAAAGAAUGUAAAUAGACACUCUUCAGAGGAGAUAAUACAAAUGGCCUAUAAAAACAUGAAUAUGUGCCCAACAUCAUAAACCAUCUGGGAAAUGCAAAUCAAAACCACACUGAGGUAUCACUUUACACCCACUAGGAUGGUUAUAGUAAGAAAGUUAAUAGCAAGUGUUGACAAGAAUGUGGAGAAAUUGAAACCCUCUUACACUGUUGGUGGGAAUGCAGAUGCUUUGGAAAACAGCUUGGCAGCUCUUCAAAAGGUUGAACAGAGUUACCAUAUCACCUAGCAGUUCUACUGACAGGCAUAUAUAUAAUAUAUCCAAGAGAAAUAAAAACAUGUUCAUGUAAAAAUUUGUACAUAAAUUUCAUACUAUUAUAGCUACAAAGUGAAAAAACCGAAAUGUCCAACUGAUGGAUAAGUAAAAAUGUGUCGUAUCCAUACAAUGGGUAACAUAGUAAGUAUAUGUUAUGCUUUAUGACAAACUGCCAGAACUCUUUUUGUGAAAUAACUUCACCACUCUGCAUUCCAAUCAGGAAAUGUAUGAAACUUCCAGUUCCUCUCCUUUCUUCCCAGUACUUGGUAUGGCCAGGGUUUAGUUUUGAAUUAGCCAUUCUAAUAGGUGUGCAGUAAUAUUUCACUGUGGCUUUCAUUUCCAUUUUCCUAAUGGCUAAUGAUGCUGAGCAUCUUUUCAUAGGAUUAUUUGCCAUCCACAUAAUCUUAGGUGAAAGGUCUGUUGAAGUCUUUUGCCCCUCUUUUGGAAGGUUGGUUUUUUUUAUUGAGUGUUAAUUAUAUAUUCUGGAUAGAAGUGCAUUAUCUAAUGUGUUUUGCAAAUAUUUUCUGCCAGUCUGUGGCUUUUCUUAUUGUGUUUUGAAGGGCAGACAUUAAUUUUGAAGAAUGCAUUUUAUCAGUUUUUAUCUUUUAGGGAUACUUCUUAGUUUCAUAUCUAAGAAAACGUUGCCUAACCCAAAGCCACAGAUUUUUCUUCUCAUGUUAUCUUCUAGGUAUUUGGUCGCUUUAGGUUUUUCAUUUUUAGGUUAUGAUCCAUUUUCAGUUCAUUCUGGUCUUUGGUAGAAGUUGAGAUUCAUAUUUUACGUAUGGAUAUCCCAGCAGUGUUUGUUAAAAAGAUUAUUGUUCCCUGAAUUACCUUUGAGCCUUUGUAAGAAAUUGACCAUAUAUAUAUGGGUCUACUUCUGGGCUCUGUUCUGUUCCAUUGAUCCAUUUGUCUAACAUUUCACCAGUACCACAGUGACCUGAUGAGCCUUAUAUGAGCCUUGAAGUCAAGUAGGAGUUUCACCUUUGUUCGUUAUUCAGAAAUGUUUGGCUGUUCUAAUUGUACCUUUCUCUAUAUAUUGUUUAAUCAGCUUGUUGAUUUUUUACAAAGAUUCCUGCUGGGAUUUUGGCUGGAGCUUUGGGGAAUCUAAAGAUCAAUUUGGAGAGAAGUGAUAUCUUCAUAGUAUCGAAUGUUCCAAUUCACAAACAUGGUAGAUCUCUCCUUUUUUAAGGUCUUCUCUGAUUUUAUCAAUGUUUUCUACACUUCACCUACAGAUCUUGUAUAUAUCUGUUACAUUUCACAUUUUGUGUUGCUACUAUGCUAAUUGUAAAAAUUUGUUUCUAAAUGUUCGUUGCUACUAUGUAAAAAUACAGUUUUACAUAUUGACUUUGCUUAAACUCA
Molecule: messenger RNA, 9371 nt
Organism: Leopardus geoffroyi (Geoffroy's cat)
Lineage: Eukaryota; Metazoa; Chordata; Mammalia; Carnivora; Felidae
Gene: THAP9
Product: THAP domain containing 9
Exons: 5
Coding region: 2965-5241 (758 amino acids)
Molecular function (GO): sequence-specific DNA binding
Source: RefSeq, a predicted model, not a curated record